Messenger RNA from Dimorphilus gyrociliatus, 1680 nucleotides. The record is from the annotation of a GenBank genome assembly. Lineage: Eukaryota; Metazoa; Annelida; Polychaeta; Dinophilidae.
AUCCGGUUACGUUAAGAUAUUUUAAAGUAUUUGAACAUUGUAAUAAUUGUUUUACGAUUAGGAUUAAACUAUUUCCAAUUUGUAGAUUAUCCGAUAGAUUAACGUAUUCGAUUUGAUGACAAUUGCUAAAUAGUUGAGCAAUUGAUAAAUAAUUUUUAUAAUUUAAAUUAUAACCUUGAAAUUUAAAUGUCGUUAUUGUAUUUGAUGAAUUUUCAAACUGUUUAAAUAACUUUGAGUAUCCGUUAAAAUCAUUAUUUUCAAUUUUUUUACGAACGCUACGUGUAGAUAAUUCAAUAUUGGACGCCAUUUUGUUUUUUUAGUAUUGAUCCAAGUUGCUUAUGGCAAUUGGAGGGGUUGUUUUAUUUGUACUAAAACUAGAUCACUAGGUGACGUUAUAAAUUGAUUUUGUUGAUUUAUAAUUUAUAAAAUGAGCAUCAUAUGUUGUCUGCGCAUUAGAAACAACUGUUGCCUCUGCCUCCUGCCUCCCCUCCCCUUUUUCUACCUCACUCUCUUAUCUCACCCAUUAUGAGCAAUUCAUUACAUAAAUAACUGAUUUAUAGAUAAGAAAUUUUUUUAUACAAAUACAAUAUAUAUUUUAUAUUAAUGGUUUGAGUUUGUGUGGAAGAUUCAAAAUUGGGAUUUUAAAUUAUUAACACAGCAAAAUGCUUACAACUUUAGGAUUUUUAACAAGUAUUUUACUACUAAUAAUACUAUUAAGGUGUAUUGAACAUUUUAUAAGAUCUAUUUAUAUAAGGAAUAUUAAAAAUAGAUACGUUUUAAUAACCGGAUGUGAUACUGGAUUUGGAAAUCUAUUGGCGAAACGUCUUGACAAUAAAGGAAUGAAUGUUAUAGCUACUUGCCUAACUGAAAAAGGAGCUAAAGAUUUAUCGUUAUCCUCUUCAAAUAGAUUGACAACUUUCAUUCUGAACGUAACGAAUGACGAUGAAAUUGAACAACUUAGGGAAUUUGUUAGUCAAAAAGUUGGUGAAAAUGGUCUAUACGCUUUAGUGAAUAAUGCUGGAAUUAUUGGACACAAUCUUGGUUCGCCGGAGACGAUUCUACCGCAUAAAGUUAGGGAAGUUUUAAACGUUAAUGCGGUUGCUCCAGCAAUAAUGUCAUUUAAAUUUCUCCAUUUGUUACAUAUGGCGAAUGGUAGAAUUAUUAACAUGUCAUCCCUUGCUGGACGGAUACAAAAUAAGAUUCUUUUAUAUGCAAUGUCGAAAUUUUGUCUAUCAGGCCUAUCAAGUUGUUUAGGGCUUAUAUUGAAAACUCAUGGCUGGAAUAUUUCUGUUCAUGUAAUUGAACCAGGAAUGUAUAGGACUAGUCUAUUAAGUGCUGAUGAUACUAGAAAACGGGUUUUUGACAGUUACGAUAGAGCUUCGAAAUUUACAAAGGAUACAUUCAAAACUAGAGAGAACUAUGUUGAAAAAUAUAUGGAAUACCAUUUAACAGCGAUACAUAGAUUGAAAAGCAAUACUCACGAAGUAAUUGAUGCAUAUGAGAAUGCAAUCUUAUCAAUAUGGCCUAAAAAUCGUUAUACAGUUGGAUUAUUUGAGAAAUAUGUUAUAAUUCCACUAACUUAUCUCCCAACAACAAUUUCAGACAUUCUUGUAGCAAAAGAUUAAUUGAAUGUUAUCUUUUUUGAAAAAAUAUACAUGAACAUCAUUAAUUAUUCUAAAA